Paramecium octaurelia is the source of this 8447-nucleotide messenger RNA. The record is from the annotation of a GenBank genome assembly. NCBI's taxonomy places the organism in Eukaryota, Ciliophora, Oligohymenophorea, Peniculida, Parameciidae.
AUGUAAACUAUACGAAUACUUUUUUCGAUUUUUGUCAUCUCUUAGUCAUAAUGGUAACUUGUAAGUGAAGACUUGCUAAAUUUUUCUGUCUCGAGCAGUAAAUGGAACUAUGGAAACACAUGUAAUUGGGACAAUGGAAGUAUGGGUGGGGGUGGAGCAGUUUCUGGAUGCUCAUCUAAUGAUAUUGAAUAUAUUUUAGUGGGAAGUUACAAAGUUAGAGCCUACUAUUCUGUGUUAAACUUGCCUCCUCAUUAUUAGGUCAAAGUGGUAGUGGAUGGCUAUUUUCUAGACUCUGAUAGGGACAAUAUAUACUAUGUAUCAUACGAAGUCUAAGGAUCAACCCCCACCUAUUCAUUGUAAUAUAAGGAUAGUGCAUUGCAAGGGUAUGAGGAUGCUUGUAGAGGAUCCUGGGGUAGAUUUGAAGUUCAAACCUUUAUAAUGACUUUUUCUCAUACUGAUUAUAGUGAGAUCCGAUUCAGGGUGUGUGGAACACUUAUGGAUUCGAGAAAUUAUGGUGUAAGGGGUUUAUAGAUUUAUGUUAAUAAAUGUCAUUGGUCAUGUUUGAAAUGUAGUUCAAACUUAAUAACUGGUUGCUUGGCUUGUUUCACCGAUCCCUCUACUACUUUUGCUACUGCUUAAGCCUGUGGUAGUUGCCCUACUAAUAAGGCAUUUAUUGAAUACAUAGAUGACACAAAGAGUUGUGUGGUAGAGUGUCACUACUAUAGAGUUCCAGAUUCAAAUAAUGUAUGCUAAUUUAAUGAAAGUAUUUCUUUACAUUGAUCUAGACAUGUUCCCUUACACAACAUACUUUGACACAACCUCAUUCAGUUAAACAUCUCCGUGGGUGUUUGUUCCUGAUCCAAUUAAUUAUAACAUAUUUUACUCCAAAAAAAUAGGUUCGAUACCUUGCGAAACUGGUAAAAACUAUGUAGGACCAUUCUUAUAUAACGAAGCUUUUAGUGUGACUCUAUAAAUUCCCUAUAACAUAUCUUAUAUAAGGUUUAGAGCAACCAUUGUAAAGCUAAAUGAUUGGGUUGAUUAUUCAGCAGUUCAUGUGUUAUUAGAUAAUAUUGAAUUUGCGUCUGUUUACACAAUAGGUCAAGUUCUCACAGGUCGAAAUGCUGAUUAUUUAUAUUCUGAAUUAAUUUGUACUCCUCCUAGUGUUGGAUAUUUCAGAUUUGAGGCUAAACUGAAAUCAAAUAUUACUAAUCCUGUCUUAACUCUAUAAGGGUCUAUGGAGUACAAAUAGAUUUAUAAUUUUAAGUUAAUUUGGCUAAUAAUCGUGGGGUUUUCGAGAUGUAGUUAUGGAUAUUAUGCGAUGUUAACCAAAUUGUGAUUGGUGUGAUUUUGACUUGAAAUGCUAUUCAUGUUCAUCAGGAUUUCUUUAUAAAAAUAAAUGUGUACUUAGUUGUCCAACGCACUCAGUAUAAUAAACAGGAGUUUGUAAAGACUUUGAUGAACUAGUUGAGAGUAUAAGAUUUAUCUAUUUUAGAUUCAAAGUAUUUAAUCAAAGCAUUUUAUGACUCUUCAAAUACAACAGAUACAGAUGUUAGCAAUAUUGUAGGGACGAUGACGAAUGGAGGCUCAGAUUUUACAACAUCAGAUGGCUUUUUAAACACUAACAUUAAGGUUUAUUUUAGUUAUUAUAUGGGUAAAAGAGUGUUGGGAGGUCCAUUGGUUUGGAACUCAGCAACAUUUACAAAAUCAUACACUUUAAAUCCACAUUACAAAUUUAGAUUUAAAUUCACACUAAUUUUAGGAGAUGAAUUUUCAGGAGAUUUUCAGUAUACAAUUGGAGGAACUUCAUAGACAUUGGAAUAUUCUGACUCAGGCUUUUCAUCUACAUCUAAAGAAGUAGGAAGAGAUGAGCGAGAUAAAUAUAUUACAAUUGAUAGAACAAUAGGGCAUACAAGUCUGAGUUUUUCCGUUUAAAUGACAUGCAAUUCUGACAGAUCAAUUAGAAGCAAUUUUUGUCUAGUUUACGAUUAUUUUAUAAUCAUUUUAGAAGUAAAUAGUUAACUUAAAUUUAGUGUACUUAAUAUUGUACUGCUUGCAGUGGUCCAACAUGGGCAGAGUGCUCUGGAAAACAAACAUUACCAACUGAAAUGUCAUCACCAACAACUUGUAUUAAUAAGGCAUACUAUUUUGACAACACAGUUACUCCUGCUGUGUGUAGGACUUGUACACCUUCUUACUGUUUAGAAUGCUAAAAUUCUUAUAUUUGUACUAAGUGUGCUUCUAACUUUUAUUUGUAAAAUGGAAAAUGUUAAUGUUAUCCUUGGACUUAUUUGACAGUUUCUGAUACUUGUCAAAAUUGUCAUCCAUUAUGCGAAUCUUGUUAUGGAGCAAAUAGUAAUGAAUGCUUGUCUUGUAAUAGUCAUCAGCACAGAUAUUUGAAUAAUAAUUUUUGUAUCUGUGAAAAUUAUUACUAUGAUGAUGGUAUUAAUUAUAAGUGCUAAUCAAUUUGUGGCGAUAUGAUAGUAGCCGAUGGAGAGGAUUGUGAUGAUGGCAAUACAAUUAGAUUUGAUGGAUGCAAUAAUUGCAAAUUUGAAUGUUAGAAGGAAUGUUUAACAUGUGUUAAUGGUUAAUGCUCUGUUUGUGCUCCAGGUUACACAAUUUAAAAAACUAUGAAAAUGUGUUAUCCUACAUGUGGAAAUAGUUCCCUUGUUAGCUAAGAAUAAUGUGAGGAUAAUAACCUGACUCCUUAUGAUGGAUGUUUUAAUUGCUAAUUUUAAUGUUAGCCUUAAUGUACAAAUUGUAUCUAUGGUAAGUGUUAUGAGUGCGAUAAUUCUAUUGGAUAUUAUAUAAAUUUGGCCACUUUUAAAUGUGUUACUUAUUGUGGAGAUCUAAUUGUUGCUGGAGGAGAAAUGUGUGAUGAUGGAAAUAACAACCCUUUUGAUGGAUGCAACAGUUGUGCUUACUCCUGCGAUUCCUUUUGUGCUUUAUGCAUCUCCGGUAUUUGUACCAAGUGCAAAUCAGGGUUCUAAUUAUUAAAUUAAAAUGGGUAAUGUGCCCCAAUUUGUGGAGAUAAGCUCAUUACUUACUAUGAAGCAUGCGAUGAUGGUAAUGAAGUCAAUUCUGAUGGGUGCAGCUAAUGCAGUCUCACUUGCUAAGAGUAAUGUACAUCUUGUCUUCUUGGAAUCUGUUAUGAAUGCAAUACUCCUGGAUAUUAUUUAAAUCCAAAACUUAAAUAGUGUACUUCUAUAUGUGGGGAUACUGUUCAAUCUGUUUUAAAUGAAUAAUGUGAUGAUGGCAAUAACACAUUUGAAGAUGGAUGUUAUUAAUGCAAAUAUGAAUGCUAGGCUGAAUGUCUGACAUGUGCAGCAGGAAUCUGUUAUAGAUGCAAACCAAACUUUUAUCUUAAUUCUGAUAAUACUUGUAUUCCUAUUUGUGGCGAUGGAGUAAUUUCUAAAUAUGAAUCUUGUGAUGACUAUAACUUUGUUGUUGAAGAUGGAUGCUCAUAAUGUUCUUAUUAAUGUGAAAAGACUUGCACACUCUGUUAAUUUGGUAUUUGUAAAUAAUGUCAAAGCGGAUAUUACUUAAAUUAUUCUUUCGAUAAAUGCUUACCCAUCUGUGGUGAUACACUAAUAUUAGGAGAUGAAGAAUGUGACAUUGGUAUUAUACCAUUCGAUGAAACUAUUAAAAAUACCACUGGAUGUAUUAGUUGUUAGCUCUAAUGCUCACCAUAAUGUGAAAUUUGCACUUAAGGCUUAUGCUUAAAAUGCAAAGAGUCUUUAGGAUGGUAUUUAGAUUACGAAACAUCCUCUUGUUACAGUUAAUGUGGAGAUUCAAUUAUAAGUGAUUAUGAAGAAUGCGAAGAUCUUAAUUCUUAAUUAAAUGAUGGAUGCAAUCAAUGCGUUUUUACAUGCUAGUAAGAAUGUUCAAUAUGUAUUUUUGGAUUAUGUAAAUAAUGUAACCAAGGAUAUACAUUAAUUAAUUAAAAAUGCUUACCAGUCUGUGGUGAUGGGAUAGUGGCUGGAGACGAGGAAUGUGAUACAGGAAUAAUUGAUUUUGAUGCAUUUAAUUGUGUCAAUUGUAGAUACAAAUGUGCAGAAGGAUGUAAUAAUUGUGUUUAUGGCACUUGUUUAGAAUGCAAAAACAAUUAUGGGUUUUAUUUGAAUUUAAAUCAUUAAUGUGAAUCCAAAUGUGGAGAUAUAAUUAUAACCAACAAUGAGAGUUGUGAUGAAAACUCAGAAUCAUGUGAAAGUUGUAAUUUUGUUUGUGAUGAUAAUUGUAAUAAUUGUAAAUUUGGAUUUUGUUAUGGUUGCAACCCAGGUUAUGAACUACUUUUAAACAGAUGUGUCAGUAUAUGUGGAGAUUCAAUUUAAACAAGCAUUGAAGAUUGUGAAAACGAUGACAUUGUCCCAUUUGAUGGAUGCUACUCAUGUCAAUUUUAAUGUUAAGAUCAAUGCCAAUAAUGUAUAAAUGGAGAAUGUAUAUUAUGUAAUUAAGCUAUGGGAUGGUAUCUAUUAAAUAAAAAAUGUGAAACGAAAUGUGGAGAUGGUAUAAUUGCUGGAUUAGAAGAGUGCGAUGUCAGUUUGAAUUUUGAUAAUGGAGAUGUUUCAUCUAAUUAUUGUUUUAACUGCAUAUUAUCCUGUGCUUAAAAUUGCUCGAUUUGUGAUAGAGGAAUCUGCAAAUCAUGUUAAGAUGGAUACUUUUUAAAUGUUUAUAAUGAAUGUGUAAACAUUUGUGGUAAUUUAAAGACCGAAGACUUUGAAGUAUGUGAUGAUGGUAAUAUUAAUGGUUUUGAUGGUUGUUUCUCAUGCCAACAUGAUUGUUAAUCUGAAUGUUAAGAGUGUGUAAAUGGGUAAUGCAUCCUAUGCGAGGAUGGAUUUGAAUUAGAUUAAGAUACUUAAUAAUGUCAAUCUAAAUGUGGAGACAUGAAACUAACUCAAUAUGAAGAGUGCGAUGAUGGUAACUACAUACCUUAUGAUGGAUGCUAUAACUGCAACUAUUCUUGUACUGAAAAUUGCAAUAUUUGUGUCAAAGGAGUUUGUUAAAGUUGUUCUUAAGGGUUUGUGCUUUCAUUUCCCAAAUGUAUCCCUGAUUGUAAAGAUAUUAGUUAUACUUAAAAUGCUGAUGAGUGCUAUCCAUAAAAAUAAUGCUAAAGUGAAUGUGUAAUUUGUAUAAAGGGUGAUUGUUAUUAAUGUUAAACUGGAUGGUAUUUGAAUGGUUUAGAACAUAAAUGUGAAAGUAUGUGCGGAGAUGAAAUUAUAGUAGGGUAAGAGUAAUGUGAAGGAUUCUUAAAUUAUGAAAGAGAUGACCCAUAUUGUAAUAGUGAAUGCUAAUUUUCAUGUCCUAGCAAUUGUGUUACUUGUUCUUUAGGUAUUUGCCAAGUAUGUCAAAGGGGCUUUUAUUUGAUAGAAAAUAAGUGCUCUCAUUAUUGCGGAGAUGCUUAAAUGACGGAACUCGAGAUAUGUGAUGAUAAUAAUCUUACACCAUUCGAUGGAUGUUUUUAAUGUCGAUAGGAUUGUGAAGAGCAGUGUACUUUAUGCAUUGAAGGAAUAUGUUAGAUGUGUUAAAGGGGCUAUGAAAUAAUUGAUGGACAUUGCUUUUCUAUUUGUGGAGAUGGUAUAAUUACAGUUGAUGAAGAUUGUGAUGAUUAAAAUUCUAUUAAACAUGAUGGUUGUAAUUAAUGUAGAUAUGAGUGUGACAAAAAUUGCUCAUUUUGUGAAUUUAAUAAAUGUAUAUUUUGUGCUGAUGGGUUUUAAUUAUCAGGUUAGGCAUGUAUUUCAGUUUGUGGAGACGGUUUAAUUGUUGGAAAUGAGAAGUGUGAUGACGGUAAUUUAAUUGAUGAAGAUGGGUGUUUCGAAUGUCAAUAUGCAUGCCAACAGCAAUGUCAAUCAUGUUUAUAUGGAUCUUGCAUUUUGUGUAAUGAGGAAAAAGGAUGGCAUGCAACAUCUCAAGGAGAUUGUCAACCUCUAUGUGGGGAUAAUAAAGUUGCUGGAUUAGAAUAAUGCGAUGAUGGAAAUGAUUAGAAUUAUGAUGGGUGUUACGAAUGCAGUUAUAUUUGCUAAAAAGCUUGCACCAAAUGUAUUAAUGGAUUGUGUUAUGAAUGCAAUACACCAGGUUGGAGACUAGAAAACUAUUUUUGUUGGGAAAUAUGUGGAGAUGCAAUAAAGGUUGGAAUUGAAGAAUGCGAUGAUGGUAAUGAUGUCCCUUAUGAUGGAUGUUUCGAUUGCAAAACUUAAUGUGAAGAAGCAUGUGUUGUUUGUUCUGAAGGAUAAUGUUAAGUAUGUGCAUAUGGUUGGUAAUUGAAUGAGAAUCAUAGAUGCGGAACAAUUUGUGGAGAUUAAUAUGUAAUACCUAGAUUUGAAGAUUGUGAUGAUGGCAAUCUCAUACCUUAUGAUGGAUGUUACGAAUGCAAUUAUUAAUGUGUUUAACAUUGUACUGAUUGUAGAAAGGACGUAUGUUAUGAAUGUGAUACACCUGGAUGGACUUAUGAGAGCAAAACUUAACAGUGUAUUCCAAUUUGUGGAGAUGGUGAAGUUAAUGGAUAUGAAUAAUGUGAUGAUGGCAAUAUAUUUGAAAAUGAUGGUUGUAGUAAUUCUUGUGAAUAUUCAUGUCAUAUAGCUUGUCUUACUUGUGAUAGAGGUAAAUGUUUAGAAUGCGAUCGCUUUUUGGGAUAUUUUGUAUCCAAUAAUUAAUGUUCGUCAUAAUGUGGAGAUGGUUUGUGGGAACAAAAUACAGAAUAGUGUGAUGAUGGAAACCUUCUGAAUUAGGAUGGUUGCGAUAAAUACUGUAGGACUGAAGUGGAUUGGUAUUGUAAAAAUGAACCAAUGCAAAUUAGUAAUUGCAUCUUCAAAAGAUAGCCUAGUGUCGAAUUAAAAUUGUUAUCAUAAGAAGAGAGAGUAUCUAAAAUUGAAGUAACAUUCUCUACUUAAAUGAUGCUCUACCAAAAUUACAUCUUGAUUGAAAAUGAAAGCAAUAAUCCCACUAUAACAGACUUUUAGCUUUUCAUGGUCAAAGUUGAUGAAUUAAAUGAGGGAGAUUUUGAUUAUACAAUAGAACCUGUCGUUGGAUUCUAAGAAUUUCCUCAAGAAGUUAAAUACAUCAUAUAUUUAAAAAUAUUGAAGAAUAUUUCAUAUGAUUAAAUUAAUGUAAUGGUGGUUGCUGAUAAGAAAUUGAUUAUUUCUGAGGAUUUAGUCAAUUUAGAACAAAAUUCAAGUUAAAUUAAAAUCUCAGUUCCAUUUAUUUAAGAUGAAUUGUCUUAAAAAGUUGUUGAACUUUUCUCGAAUGCAAAUGAAAUUUCAAUAUAUACUACAAUGUGUGUUUCUCUAGUGAGUAUAUUCUCAACAGGCUAUUCAAAUCUUUUUAUGACUCUUGAUACUAUUUAAUAUCUCUACUACACAAGGUAUAUCAAUUUGGAAUUUCCUUAAAAUUUGCAAUAGAAUAUGGAUAAUCUAAAGAAGUCUUCCUUGAGUUCAAUGGUUACCAAUAAACUCAAAUAAACAGGGUUAUCCUAAAAAGUCACAUCUCAACCCAAAGAAGAUAAUGAACAAGAAUAAGGCAUGCCCAAUAAAUUUAAAUAGGAUAAUCUACACUAUUAAUUUACUACAAAUAUAAAAACAACAGUUGUCUCCUUGUCUAUAGGUCUGAGUAUCUUCCUAACUACUUUAUCCAUCUCGAAACUACUUCAUCUGAUUCCACCUCAUAAAUUAAAUGAUCUUGGCACAAUAAUUGGUGGGGGAAUCUUGAAAGUACGAUCAAAAUGCACUAAGAUAUCUAAUGACUUUUUUUAUUCUGGAGCUAUUAGAUUAAUAACAGUUAAUUUUUAUGAAAUGCAAUUUGCAUCAUUAAUCUAAUUAUCACAUGUUAGUUUUAAUUCUUAUAGUGAUAUUGCAAAUAAUAGUGCAGCUGUUGCCACUCUAGCCUUCACCUGCAUUUUCACUAGUUUGCUUAUUCAUAGAAUAAGAUAGAUCUAAACUAAAUAAUCAUUAACGAUGAAGUUUUACAUUAAAACUUUAUUUUAAUCGGAUGAGAAGAGCUAUUUAAAGUCAACGUGGUAAAUGCAGUAUAAUACAAUUUUGCUUGUGAAAAAGUCAGCGUAUAUGUUAAUAAUAGUUUGUUUCUAAAACCAAGGACUUUAUUAAACACUUGGUGUUGCUACCUAAGCUGCUGCAUUUGCAACUUAUUUGGCUGUAUCUUCACCAUUUUCAAAUAAUGAGGAUCAAAUUAAACAGUUGAUCACAGAAUUAGGAAUGAUGGCCAAUACUCUAAGUUUUGGUGCAUACUACACGUACGAGUACUUUUCGAUUUCAAAAGAGAGCUUAAGUUAAAUUGGAUGGUUUAAUAUCGGCAUUUUCACAACCAUAUUGACAUCUAAUUUAGCCAUUGAUUUUUCUUCUUAAGUUAGAGUGUUAUACAAGAAAGUAAAGAGGAGUUUUGACAAAUUCAUGGAGAAUUAGAUGCCUACUUAAUCGAGAGUCUAGCCCAUUUUUGUUUGA